AUGGGCUGCGGACCUUCCAAACCAGAAGAAAGGACGAAACCCGCCGCUGUUUCAGCGGCAGCGAAAGCCCCGGCGGCGAAACCGGCGGAAAAGAAAGAGGAACCGAAGAAAGUGAUUGAACAAGAAGAAAAACCUGCAGCAGCAGCAGCAGCAGCUCAAACGUCCAAGAAAGAAGUCGUCGAGACGCCGAAACCGAAACCGACGCCGAAACCGACACCGACACCGAAACCGACACCGACACCGGCGGCGAAACCGGCGGAAAAAGCGGCUCCUACACCUCCGGCGCCGAAUCCGAAACCAGUUCAACCGCAGGAAUCUAGUAGCAACAACACGAACCCGAACAGACCGCCGCAGAUGGGCGAGGACACGAGAACCAAGUCGCAAAAGAGGAACGCGAAGAAGAGGGAAAAGGCAAAGGCGAAGAAAGCGGAGGCGGCGGCCACCGGCGGUGAUGGUGCUCAGUAA
Bathycoccus prasinos is the source of this 465-nucleotide messenger RNA. RefSeq lists its product with no specific name. Bases 1 to 465 code for a protein of 154 amino acids. Lineage: Eukaryota; Viridiplantae; Chlorophyta; Mamiellophyceae; Mamiellales; Bathycoccaceae. The transcript has a single exon. The record is from RefSeq and is a predicted model, not a curated record.